This is a messenger RNA of Seminavis robusta, 1149 nucleotides long. NCBI's taxonomy places the organism in Eukaryota, Bacillariophyta, Bacillariophyceae, Naviculales, Naviculaceae. The record is from the annotation of a GenBank genome assembly.
AUGGCAAUCCAUUGUAUUCAGAAUGUCCGAAAGAUCGCAGUUACUGUUUUCAUCGCCUUGAUGUUAGCGGUGAACACUGACGCUUUUACUCACGGUGUAGUCCCUGUUGGAGGUAAACCCUUCUCGAGACCUCGCCAUGGGCUUAGGUUUUGCUGUACUUCGAAAGACUCAUCUCGACAAACUCGUGCCGCUCUACACGUGCACCAAUCGUCCUUUGGGGACAAAAAUGCUUUCAUCGAUGGAGUGCGGGAAGUGAAUGAUAACUUUUUGAACCACCUACAUGUAGUGACACUUCCCACGUUGUGGGUCUCUUUGAUCGCCUCGAUGGUGGUGAUGGUGUUACGUGUUCGCCCCUCGAACUUGUAUUGGUUACACAAAGGCUUCCAAGCCAUAUUUGCAGCAGCUGGGAUGAUUUCUUUACCAGUCGCAACGGUUGUGUCAAUCUGUGGAAUCUUGAGCAUGAUGCCUUGUGUUGGUCUUGCUCUGUGGAUCACAUCUCUUGUGUCUUCAAUCGACAUGGAUAAUCUUUUCUUGAUUCUGGCUGCCGCUUCACAAAAGCUUUCGUUACGGGUGCAAAGACAUGCUGAAAAAACAGCCUUUUUUACGAUGGCAGACUGGGCACUUUCUACUCCCCUAACCUGGUUUGCCUGCUCUGUGCUACUAUUUCCUUUGCAUCAUCAGAUUCUCUUCGGGCAAAUCCACUCGGGCAUCGUCAAACGUUUGUUUGGGAGGAAAUCCAAGCUUAAGGACUCUGCAUUGAAAAGCGCAGACUACACGAGUGCAUCGAAGCAUGCAAAGAUGACAAGAAGUGGAUUUUUAGUUUGGGCCUUCUCGUCAAGCUUCGUUCUCGGGUCGUUUGCCCUUGCAAAGUGGACACCUCCAAUCGAACAUCUUGUCUCGAUAAGAUGCUACGAUAGAGCUGCAUUCUUGUCCUUGCUGGCAAUUUGUCACGGAGCCUUGGAGUUUUUUGUGUCAUUGAAAGUCUUCGCGCCCAUGUUCCAGAGACACGGUGUGUUUGCAGCUAUUGGUGCACAGAUGGCUUGGAAUUUUAACUUCAUACUGUUGCCAAUAACAGCUCCAUUCCGCAUGACCAAGCGCCUAUUCAGGGACAGGGAGACCCAAACAGAGUCCGAAACACCCAAAUGCUAG